AUGUGGUUGGGAACUGUAAGAAACACGUUCGCCGACAAAUUUUAUGACUCAAUUCCAGAUCGGUGCUACUUUGUUCUCUUGGAAGUAAUUUUUCUGGCGCACCUUUCGCUUUUAUACAGGAGAAUGGAAAGUUUCAUGUCACCUACAAGACUUUACGUGAAAAAUCUGUGUAAGAUCUAAUUUUAUUUCGUAAUUUGCGUUCUUGUUUUCCGUGAUUAUAACCUGGCCAAUCCUACCUUUCCGUCUGUUCAAAGUAGCGUUCACAUUUUUUCAACCACUGGAAGCAUCGCAGAGGUUAUCAAAUGCACGACUGAGUAGUCAAAUAUUGUAGUUUUCAGUUACUCACUCUGCGCCGUUCUACGAGUUGAGACUACUCUACAGUAUACAUUCAGCUUGGCACACCUUCAAAUGCUCACGUAUUUCUCCCUACUUGUAACUAAACACAGAUCAGUUAGCUUUGAAGUCACUGCGAAAAUAAGGUAUUGGAGAAAUUCAAAAAACUAGCCGAUACAUCAAGGGGUCAAAAUUAAAUCAAUCCAGUCACGUAGUUUUCGGAACCCUGUGAAUUCGCUUACUUGGACACUUACAGAAGGAAACUACUUUCCCUCAAUAUUUUUGCACUCAUUAUUUCCACUCUGUUCGUCAAUCUACGAAUUCCGUCUCGCGUGUUUUGCAGUGUCUAUGCAGUUUCAUUUUCAGCAAGUUUUGCAAUGUACCUGCCGCUCCAUUACUCUGUAGGCAAUAGUUAUCGUCGUUGUGUCUUGUGCCUUGUAAAUAUAUAAACAAACCAAUUGUUAAAAAAAGCAUUUCAGGCUCUGGUACUCAGUACCUUUCCUUGUUUCCAGAGAAGGAAAGAAAACGACGAUAACUAUUUCACAUAUUUGUGGUUUUUCUCACUUCAACUCUUUACCACCUUGGCUCACGUAUAUCAACUUUGUAAGCGUUUCAAGAAUAAAAAGAAAGUUGAAAAAAUGUUUUGAGGUGGAAUUCUAA
Messenger RNA from Caenorhabditis sp. 36 PRJEB53466, 993 nucleotides. NCBI's taxonomy places the organism in Eukaryota, Metazoa, Nematoda, Chromadorea, Rhabditida, Rhabditidae. The record is from the annotation of a GenBank genome assembly.